Molecule: messenger RNA, 2601 nt
Organism: Klebsormidium nitens
Lineage: Eukaryota; Viridiplantae; Streptophyta; Klebsormidiophyceae; Klebsormidiales; Klebsormidiaceae
Source: the annotation of a GenBank genome assembly
CUUUGGCAGUCUGCAGGGCAGUUGCAAAGUACGUACUCCGAAGAGGGAAAGUUUUGAAGCGCCAGGGCGGACAGGUAGCGACGAAAAGCGACGAAAAGGGAGGUGCUAAGGACUGCUUUAGCAGCCAUCACGCAAGCCCGAAGCGUGCACAUGAGGCGUAGGGUGUGCAGAAGGAGCCACGCCAAGAUUGGCCGCCAAAGUGGAGCCGUUUGAUGACGUCAGGUCUAGGCCGCAACCCCCGGGAGAAUGGGUCUCCUGGGAAAGAGCAGGAGCAGGGGUCCGAACAUGUUUCUCAUGCCGCGGCAGUGGCAACUAUCAGCAUGGAUCCCACUGCUGCGGAGGCAACAGAUGACGGGACAGGAGAGGAUCAGAGGCAUCAGACAGGGGCGGUUGAUGGACCUAGCAGUAGUAGCGAUAACAACAGGAUUGUGGCAGAGCCUCAGCAGUCUGGUCAGAAGGGGAGUAUUCAUGCCGCUGACCGUGUGAGGGGUGGAGAUGCAGGGGUUAGCACUCUAAAGGACCAGGAGGGGGACAACAGCCGCAACGCCUCGGGGGAGCUCGGUAGCUCGUCUGGCAGCAACAGCCUCGACGAUGGCAACUGCAGCAAUACUGCGGAGGGGGGGAAGGAGCAGCAGGAUGGGAGCAGCAAGCAGGCUGAGAAGCAGCCCCCCCUGCAGGGUCAGAAGUUGCAGCAGGCGCCAGGGCCAUCCCCCAAGUCCCUGGGGUGCGGUAGUGAGAAUCGGCAGAAGGGGGGCAAAGGGGGGGGUAACACGAAGGGGGGGGAAGAGGAGGAGAAGGAAGUGCAGGGGAAAGAGGAGCAGGGGGCGGGGGAUCAGGAGGAGGGGGGGCGGCCGGUGUUAAAGAAGCCAGACAAAUUGGAGCCCUGCCCGCGCUGCGACAGCUAUGACACCAAAUUUUGCUACUACAACAAUUACAACAUCAAGCAGCCACGCCACUUCUGCAAGAACUGCCAAAGGUACUGGACUGCCGGCGGCACUCUCCGCAACGUCCCGGUCGGCGCUGGCCGCCGCAAGAACAAGCACAAGUCCAUCCAACGCCUCGGCCCCGGAUCAGGCUCCGACUCAGAGCUCGUCAUCCCGUCUUCUUCCGGUGGCGAGGACUACCUCGUGCGCAGCGGAAGCCUGCGCUCCUCCAAUCCCUCCCUCAACGCCACCACCUUCAAGCCCCCCGCCUCGCAAGGCUUCCAGGGCCGCUUUGUGACGUCAUCCAACCCGCCUCUCUACGAUUCCGGCACCAACGACAAGAGCGGCGUCACGCACAAGCGCGACGGGACCUCCGCCGACGAGAUGCAGUCCGGGGAUCAGUUCCGGGGACCGCACUACGGGGGGGCGGCUGAGGCAGGGCCGGAGGCAGACCCCCGGCGCGCGAAGCGUGUCAAGCGGAACCCCCCCCCCGAGACGGGGGUGCCCGUUGGUCGGUUCGGUCGGGGCUUCAGAGAGAACUCGGAGUGCAUGUCGAGCCAGGCCGACAACCGUGACGGGGGGGCGUUUGUGGCGGACGCGAUGAUGUCACCCGAGAGCGCCAAGAACGCGCAGUGGCCGGCGCGUGCGGGGGAGGCGUUUGGAGGGCCGGUUACGGGAUGGAAUCAGGGGGCGGCUGUGCCGGCCACUCCUACUGGGGGGGCCUGGGCGCCAGGCAACACCGCCCCUUGGGGGGGGAUGUGGAACCAACCCUGGCCUUACCAGAUGCCGAUGGGCCAACGUGGAACGGAGGCGGGGGGGGACGACGAACCGGGGGGGGCACAAGUGAUGGCUACUCCGGGGGCCAACUAUGGCGCUUCUCCGCAGGGGGCAAACUGGGGCAUGGUUGACAACUCCUCGUUUGGGGGGGGUGCAAACUGGGGGGCGAGUCCGGUGAACGCUGCAAAUGCGGCAGCCGCGUGGGCGAACGCAAACGUGUGGGCCGGACUUGCGGCGGCGGGGAAUGCGUGGGGGCCCCCCUGGGCCGCCUGGAGCGUGUUUGGGGCGGGCCCGGCAGCAGCGGCUGCGGGCAUGGCGCCGAGCCCGCAACCGGCGCCGGGGGGGGGCAUGGGGAAGCACCGGCAGGAGGGGGGUGGAGAGGGGGAGACCCGAGCGGACGGCGUCUGGGUGCCCAAGAUUGUGAGGACAGAGCCGGUCCGGGGGAGUGCACCGUUGCAGUGGCAGCAGCAGCUGGGGGGUGGCGGGGACGCGGGGUACUUGGGUUUGAUGAAGAACGGGGAGAUGGCGGACUCGCCAGGGGGGCAGGAGGACGGAGUUCCCACCCCGCUGAAUCUGCUAUAGUUGCUGUGGUCUCCAGGUGUAUGUAUCGGUAGCGCGAUGUAGGUUACGGCGUUGCGUCAAAAGACGGAGGUCGGGCUAGGGCAAUAAGGAACUGCGGCCAUUGUGGUUUCACGUAUACAUAGAGCAGGUCGAUUUUGACGUAGCGGUUUGGACUGGACCGGCGACAGGUUUUACAGCUCCGCAAGCUGUGGGAACAGUGCCUUUAGCGCGGCGCAGACAUCAUGCUUUAUGUAAAGAACUCUUACUGCAUAAGAAUGGACAUAUGCUUAUGAACGCUGCACUUUCUGCAACAGAGUUUCUGGUCACAUCGAAUCCGCAC